Hymenoscyphus albidus is the source of this 780-nucleotide messenger RNA. NCBI's taxonomy places the organism in Eukaryota, Fungi, Ascomycota, Leotiomycetes, Helotiales, Helotiaceae. The record is from the annotation of a GenBank genome assembly.
AUGUCGGAACUCCUCACCACCUUUCGCCUUUUCUCUCAACUACCGUUCGAUAUCAGACUGUUGAUUUGGGAAGAAGCCAUUGAAGCACUCCCCGGAAGAAUCAUCCUCCUCCAUUAUGAGAGCUAUACACCACCUCUGGCUCAUCCCCGUGGUUACGGACACACUCUUCAAUCCAAGCCCAAUCUCUACUAUGCUUGUCGAGAAUCCAAGAAAGUAUACGAUGCAUAUCAAGCCCAAAAACGAUCAGGAAAUUCUGCAUUAUUUGUCGGAGCUCCACUUUCAGGAGAUGGGCGUUCGGAAUUUUAUCAAGGUUUCCCACCUGUCUCCUUAACGAUACCCAUGAAUUUUGCAAAAGACAUCCUGAUAUUUCCCCGCGCAGAUGACGACGUACUCGAGGAAUUGGUCCGACUCAUCGGAUCAGAAAACCGCGACAAGAUACGACACAUUGGGAGCCUUGUUGGCCAUAAUCUAGAUGCUCAAUUCGACACAUAUUUCGAUUUGGUUGAUCUCCAAAUAUCCUUCAAAAAUCUAGAGACCAGUUCAGCUGUAAUUGAUAUCGAAUGCAUGCAAGACGCAACACUGAAGUCAGCCUUGGCUGAGAACGCCCAUACGUUGGUACCAGUUACGGGUCUUCUUCCGGACACAAUGGAACGUUUACGUAAAUUUUAUUCGAUCAUGGAUAUGCGCCAACUGGAAGAACAGCAAUUGCAUCAACAUCUUCCUUCCUCCACAGCUACUAGGCUGGUGAAGAUUGAGCCCAUGCUGAUGAAGACAUUCUAA